AGAGAGAAGGCAAACGAAAUUUUGAGAGACGCAAAGGAUGGAUCAUUUUUGGUGAGGGAUUCUACCGACAAACUUGGUGAAGCUAAUUCUGAUUACACUCUAACGUUGAAGUGCAAUGGUAGUAACAAGCUCAUCAAAAUUUAUCAUUCUGAUGGAUUGUAUGGAUUUGCUCCACCAUUGAAAUUUACUUCAGUUGUUCAUCUGAUUGUUUAUCAUCAAACUCACACAUUAUCAUGUUAUAACAGCACACUCAGCAUUACUUUGAAGUACCCUGUUGCUAAA
This is a messenger RNA of Helobdella robusta, 282 nucleotides long. RefSeq lists its product as hypothetical. The transcript is spliced from 2 exons. Gene Ontology annotation, molecular function: 1-phosphatidylinositol-3-kinase regulator activity. NCBI's taxonomy places the organism in Eukaryota, Metazoa, Annelida, Clitellata, Rhynchobdellida, Glossiphoniidae. The annotation marks the transcript as partial. Gene Ontology annotation, biological process: insulin receptor signaling pathway; phosphatidylinositol phosphate biosynthetic process. The record is from RefSeq and is a predicted model, not a curated record. Gene Ontology annotation, cellular component: phosphatidylinositol 3-kinase complex.